Messenger RNA from Oreochromis niloticus (Nile tilapia), 2512 nucleotides. RefSeq names its product tripartite motif-containing protein 16-like. The record is from RefSeq and is a predicted model, not a curated record. NCBI's taxonomy places the organism in Eukaryota, Metazoa, Chordata, Actinopteri, Cichliformes, Cichlidae. The transcript has a single exon. The coding region runs from base 72 to 1760 and encodes 562 amino acids. Gene Ontology annotation, molecular function: protein binding; zinc ion binding.
AGAUCAGAGUUCAGAGUAGUUUCAAUUAUAAGGAAGAGAAACUCACACAGUCACUGACACUGAGAGGAGAAAUGGCACAGAAAGGAGUUCAGCUGGACCGAGAAACCUUCUCUUGUUCCAUCUGUUUGGAUCUACUGAAGGAUCCGGUGGCUACAAGCUGUGGACACAGCUACUGCAGGAACUGUAUUAAAAGUUUCUGGGAUGAAGAGGACAGGAAGGGAAUCCACAGCUGCCCUCAGUGCAGGAAGACUUUCACACCGAGGCCUGUCCUGGAGAAAAACACCAUGUUAGCAGCUUUAGUGGAGCAGCUGAAGAAGACUGGACUCCAAGCUGCUCCAGCUGAUCACUGCUAUGCUGGACCUGAAGAUGUGGCCUGUGAUGUCUGCACUGGGAGGAAGCUGAAAGCCAUCAAGUCCUGUUUAUCUUGUCCAGCCUCUUAUUGUGAGAAACAUCUCCAACCUCACUAUGAUGCAGCUCCAUUAAAGAAACACAAGCUGGUGGCCCCCUCCAAGAAGCUCCAGGAGAACAUCUGCUCUCGUCAUGAUGAGGUGAUGAAGAUUUUCUGUCGUACUGAUCAGCAGAGUAUCUGUUAUCUCUGCACAAUGGAUGAACAUAAAGGCCAUGAAACAGUCCCAGCUGCAGCAGAAAGGACUGAGAAGCAGAAGGAGCUCGAGGUGAGACGACUAAACAUCCAGCAGAGAAUCCAGGAGCGAGAGAAAGAUGUGAAGCUGCUUCAACAGGAGGUGGAGGCCAUCAAUGGCUCUGCUGAUAAAGCAGUGGAGGACAGUGAGAAGAUGUUCACUGAGCUGAUCCGUCUCAUCCAGAAAAGAAGCUCUGAUGUGAAGCAGCAGGUCAGAUCCCAGCAGGAAACUGAAGUGAGUCGAGUCAAAGAGCUUCAGGAGAAGCUGGAGCAGGAGAUCGCUGAGCUGAAGAGGAAAGACGGCGAGCUGGAGCAGCUCUCACACACAGAGGAUCACAACCAGUUUCUACACAACUACCCCUCACUGUCAGCACUCAGUGAGUCUACACACUCAUCCAGCAUCAAUAUUCGUCCUCUGAGCUACUUUGAGGAUGUGACAGCAGCUGUGUCAGAGACCAGAGAUAAACUACAGGACAUUCUGAGAGAGGAAUGGACAAACAUCUCACUGACAGUCACUGAAGUGGAUGUUUUACUGUCACCACCAGAGCCAAAGACCAGAGCUGAAUUCUUAAAAUAUUCACAUGAAAUCACACUGGAUCCAAACACAGCAAACACACAUCUGUUAUUAUCUGAGGGGAACAGAAAAGUAAAAUUUAUGGAACAACAACAGUCUUAUUCUGAUCAUCCAGACAGAUUUACUGAUUGGUUUCAGGUCCUGAGUAGAGAGAGUCUGAGUGGACGUUGUUACUGCGAGGUGGAGUGGAGAGGGGGAGCAGUUUGUGUAGCAGUCGCAUACAAGAAUAUCAUCAGGGCAGGGAGGGGCAAUGAAUGUGGAUUUGGAUACAAUGACAAAUCAUGGGGAUUAUAUUGGUACAAAGAAAGUUACAAAUUUUCGCACAACAAAGUCCAAACUGACCUCUCAGGUCCUCGGUCCUCCAGAGUAGGAGUGUACCUGGAUCACAGAGCAGGUAUUCUGUCUUUCAACAGUGUCAAUAAAACCAUGACUCUCCUCCACAGAGUCCAGACCACAUUCACUCAGCCGCUCUAUGCUGGACUUUGUGUUUCUGGACAUUGGUUUUUAGAUUAUGGAGCCACUGCAGAGUUGAUUAAAGUCAAAUAGAGAAGACAGGUUCAUGUUGAUCCCUGACCAUUAUAUGUACUUGUGUAGUUUCUAAAUGAGGCUUUACAUUUUAGAAGCUGAGAAGUUCAGUGGUCCAUUGAUGUGUGAAAAUAAUAUUGCACUGAUUCAAACUGUACUUACAUUUAUAUACCUUACAUCAAUAUAAAUCUGAAUUUGUUCUUAUGGCUGAUAAUCAUGUGAGUUUAAAUUAUACUACUCUUCAUAUUCAGCAUGUCUGAAAUCUGUCAUCAGUCUGGUUAGUGGUUUUAUUCUGUAGUUGCUGUAGUGGGUUGUCAAAUGCAACAAUAUAUUGGAGCUGCAGUGAUUCAUCAGUUAGUCAAUGAUUAGAGAAUUGAUUGUUUUAUCAUUAUUUUAGUCACAUUUAAAGCUGGUUCCAGUUUCUGAAAUGUGAAGAUUGUUGAUUUUCUUGAUCAUAUAUGACUGUAAACUUAAUGUCUUUGAGGUUUGAACUUUUAAAAUGUAACAAAAAUUAAAUACUUAAUGUUUGACAUUUAAUGUAAUUUUUCAUGUGAAAAGUUUGAUCACACUCGAUCAUUUAUACAUUUAAAUACAGACACUAAAUGAUACAGGCCUGUAUAUUGUGGAGGAUAGACAUGUUUCAUUGCCCUGAGCUAAGUCUGGCAGGCAGAGCGUCUCCACAAAUCUGAUGCUUCUGAAUUGGAGAAAAUGAGCUGAGGGAGACACCUGGAAUCUCAGCCUGGACACAAAGGGAAUAAAAUCAGCAAGUUAUA